CACCAGGUGUGAAUCCGUUGCGUUUUGAUUGUACGAAAGUAGAGUUCAUACCUGAUCCAGCACUCUCACGUUCCUUAUCCGCCAAGAGAAGCAGUUUGUGUGCUGUACCAAGGUACAUAAUUAAUGAAGCGAGGAAUAUCACUCCGGCUGUGAGACAUAUUUCCGCACGAAUACUUCUAGGCAGCUGUCCCGGAAUCAUCACCAUGCUCAACGAGACAAACGGCCAUAUCGAUGGCACUUCCAUCGACAACAAGACUAGUACCAUUACUCCACCACCUGGCCCCCUUAAAGACGACAUUCCGCCGGCGCUCCUGCACCGCUCCCUCCGCCAGGCUCCCUACCUCAUCACAUCCGCCCGGGGGAUCCACCUGACCCUUUCAUCUGGGCGGACCGUGAUGGACGCGUGCGGCGGGGCGGCGGUGGCAUGCCUGGGCCACGGCAACGAGGAAGUCCUGCAGGCCGUGACGGCGCAGAUGUCCAGCGGCGUGAGCUACCUGCACUCGCUGACCUACACGACCGACGCGGCCGAGCAAUUGGCGCACCAUCUGAUCUCCGGACCGCAUGGCGCGGCUCGCUUCGGCCUCGAGCGCGCGUACUUUGUCAAUUCGGGCAGCGAGGCCAUGGACGCGACGCUCAAGCUUGCGAGGCAGUACUUUUUCGAACUCGACGGUGCGGGAGCCCAGACGACUCGUGCGAGGUUCGUGUCGCGGAAGCAGAGCUACCACGGCAACACGGUGGGCGCGAUGAACGUCAGCAGCAAUUUGCCCAGGAAGGUACCGUACGCGAAUUUCCAGCUCGGGAACGUGAGUUGGGUCAGUCCGGCGUAUGCGUAUCAGUACUCGCGCUGGCAAGAGGGCGAGACGGAGGACGAGUUUGCGAAAAGGUUGGUCGACGAGUUGGAUGCGCACUUUCUCGACCUCGGGCCGGAGACGGUCAUCGCAUUCCUUGCGGAGCCGUUGGUGGGCGCAACGAGUGGCUGUACGCCGGCGCCCAGGGGCUACUUCAAGGGCGUGCGCGAAGUGUGCGACAAAUACGGGAUUCUGCUGGUCUUGGACGAGGUCAUGUGCGGAAUGGGCAGGACGGGCACACAGUUUGCAUUCGAGCAGGAGGGGAUAGUGCCUGAUAUCAUGACUAUGGGCAAGGGUUUAGGAGGAGGUUAUGCGCCCGUUGCCGGUGUGCUGGUACAUCGGAAAGUGAUUGACGUGCUGAGGCGGGGGACGAGUAGUUUCAACCAUGGCCAAACUUAUCAGGCGCAUCCCGUUGGGUGUGCGGCGACGUUGGCGGUGCAAAAGAUCAUCAGGAGGGAUGGCCUGAUUGAAAAUUGUGCGAGGAUGGGGAAAUUCUUGUAUCCUCUGCUCGUGGAGACGUUUGGCCAGGCCAAGUAUGUCGGCGACAUAAGAGGACGAGGGCUCUUCUGGGGGAUCGAAUUCGUCAAGGACAAGGCUACGAGGAUGUCCUUUCCGCCUCCCGUCCAGUUUGGGCCUCGAUUUCAACAAACGGCCUUUGAAUUGGGUGUGGCUAUUUAUCCCGGCGCUGGGACGGUCGACGGGACGAAGGGAGAUCAUGCCAUUCUGUCACCACCGUAUAAUGUGACAGAGGAUGAAGUGAAGAAGAUUGUCGGCGUGAUGAAACAAGCGUAUGACAAGCUAGAGAAGGAGGUGGAUGAGGCCGCCGACGAUACUAAUGGUAAAUAGAAUGACCACAUUGAACACCAAGACUCACAAUGAAGCCAUUGGACAAUUAGUUAUUAGUCUUUCAAUCAUAGCCACGUACUCUCUGAUAACAGAG
Molecule: messenger RNA, 1788 nt
Organism: Exophiala xenobiotica
Lineage: Eukaryota; Fungi; Ascomycota; Eurotiomycetes; Chaetothyriales; Herpotrichiellaceae
Exons: 1
Coding region: 204-1694 (496 amino acids)
Cellular component (GO): cytosol
Molecular function (GO): transaminase activity; pyridoxal phosphate binding
Source: RefSeq, a predicted model, not a curated record